GAGGUCAGGGGUUUAUCUUUCUGGUUUAUGCAAUGCCUGGCUAUCUGAGACAGAUGAUAAAGAGAGAUACCAUCUGGCUGACGUCAUGGCGGAUACUAAUGAGGAGAGUUACCAUAUGAACUCCAAGCCGCGAGGGAUCUGUUUGAUCAUUGACAACAUAACCGAGGCAUCAACCCGUCCUCCCCACAAACAUAGGUUAUCCGAAACUUUCAGGAAGUUACACUUUGAUGUUCAGUUUCACACUCGCCUCGAUGAUGCCCAUUUUACGCGUGUGAUUCAAUGUGUUGCGAAUAUAGACCACGAUAAGUUUGACUGUGUCGUCGUAUUCAUCACCGCUCACGGCGACGACGAUGUGGUGUGUAGCGUCGACGACAGGGAUCUUCAUAUUGAUGAAUUGGCCAGUUACUUCAAGCCUGAAAACUGUCCGUCUCUGGCUGGUAAACCCAAGUUGUUCUUUAUAGAGGCAUGUCGGGGAGAAGAUAAGCAGCAUGCACUCAAGCUGGUGGAUACAGUAGACGCUUCGAGAGCCGCACGCUUUCCAAAUGAAGCCGAUUUCUUUUUCGGCUACUCAACGGUGAAGUCGUACGUCACCUACAACGGCUGGUACAGGAAGCUUGUUGCAGAUACAUUUGAUCAAAAGGCCAAACGUGACCACCUCCUGGAUAUGAUGACCGAAGUCAAUCGCAAGAUGUCCGAACUUGAGCACCUGGAUGACGACGGGUCGCUCACUAUCCAGACUUCGGAGAUGACCAGUCGUCUCAGAAGAAAGGUCUUUUUUAACCCAUAGACCUUAUGAACAGCGCCCACACCCGGAGUGUGCGAAUGACACAAAUACCAGACGCAUACAGUGAGUGAGUGAGUGACUUUACCGCCGCUUUUAACAGUAUUUACGUUUUAUCACGGUGUUAUCGUGGGAGGGAAACAUGAUUCAGGUCGUUUGGUUUGUUGGUUGUUUAACGCCUCCCUCAGCAAUAUUGCAGCUAAAUGAUGGCGGUCUGUAAAUAAUCGAGUCUAGACCAGGCAAUCUAGUGAUUAAUAUCAUAAGCAUCGAUCCACGCAAUUGGGAUCGAUGACAUGCAUCAACCGAUCCCGUUAGUCGCCUUUUACGGCAAGCAUGGGUUGUGAAGACCCCUUCUAUUCCAGGAUCUUCACGGGCCUGAUGAAGGUCGCAUUGGUUUUACAGGGUAUAUGUGAUGUCAUUUCAGCAACAUCGCAAUUGUGUUUUUUUUUAUAAUUCUGUGUUAUCACUGCAAUUUGAAUAUUAUCAAGUUUUUAUUUGUGUUAUUUAUUUUUUGUAAUAAAUAUAUAUCUGCA
Molecule: messenger RNA, 1314 nt
Organism: Haliotis rufescens (red abalone)
Lineage: Eukaryota; Metazoa; Mollusca; Gastropoda; Lepetellida; Haliotidae
Product: caspase-8-like
Exons: 6
Coding region: 86-787 (233 amino acids)
Biological process (GO): proteolysis
Molecular function (GO): cysteine-type endopeptidase activity
Source: RefSeq, a predicted model, not a curated record